CGGCUGGAGGUGUGGCACGAGGGCCGUUGGGGGACGGUGUGUGACGACGGCUGGGACCUGCGGGACGCCGCCGUGGCCUGCAGGGAGCUGGGCUGCGGGGGGGCCCUGGCGGCCCCCGGAGGCGCCCGCUUCGGGCAGGGCUCCGGCCCCGUGUGGAUGGACGACGUGGGCUGCGGGGGCGGCGAGCAGGCCCUCCAGGACUGUCCCCGGAGCCCCUGGGGACGCAGCAACUGUGACCACACCGAGGACGCCGGCCUGGUCUGCGAGGGCCCGGCCCCCCGCCUGCGCCUGGCGGGGGGCCCCAACGGCUGUGCCGGGCGGCUGGAGGUGUGGCACGAGGGCCGUUGGGGGACGGUGUGUGACGACGGCUGGGACCUGCGGGACGCCGCCGUGGCCUGCAGGGAGCUGGGCUGCGGGGGGGCCCUGGCGGCCCCCGGAGGGGCCUUCUUCGGGGAGGGGGCCGGGCCCAUCCUCCUGGACGACCUGCGGUGCAAAGGGAACGAGACGUCCCUCGGCCUCUGCCCGGCCCGGCCCUGGGGCCAACACGACUGUCACCACCGAGAGGACGCCGGCGCCGUGUGCGACGGUGAGACCCUCCUCGGGAGCCUGGCUGGGAGCCAAAGAGCUCCUCCUUGUGCCUGGGGGCCACGGGCAGCCCCCGGAGCCCUCACACGCGGGGAGGGGACGGGGCGUCACUGGACCUGCCUCUUAGCGGCAGAAUGGACUACGGACAGGGCAGGGCUGCAAGCCGGUCUCCGGGCCAGGGGAGGAGCUCUCCUGUCACCAGCCACACAGCCUCUAAGGCCCCCAGAUCUUUUUCUAGGUGAAUGGCAGCAUGGCCAUGCCUUUGAACCAAGGGUAAAACUGCCGGCCUCCCUUUACAUGUCCCCUUCUUCAGGGGGUGGGGGGAGACACAGAGACAGAGACAGAGAGAGGGAAAGGCGAUGGAGACCUUCAGGAGGCCUCAGCCCGGCGCAGCUCUCUGGGCGCUCCACUGGCCGCCUUCUGCCAAGUGGACGUCCCGCCACUAACGGCCACUCCUUGACUGUGUCCAUGGGUGUGCCUCUGGGCCUGCCUCCAGACACUGAGGCCCCCACAAAGGGGCUCCCUUCAGCCUCUGCCACGAGCGCGCCAGAGGCGAGCCUGGAGGAGGGGGCCCCCCGCCUUCGUCUGGUGUCCGGGCCGGGACCGUGUGCCGGGAGGCUGGAGGUGCGGCGCGGUGCCCGCUGGGGGACGGUGUGUGACGAUGGCUGGGACGCGCGAGAUGCCGCCGUGGCCUGCCGAGAGCUGGGCUGCGGCGCCCCCCGGGAGCCGGGCCCCACCGCCGGCCGCUUUGGCUGGGGCGAGGGCCCCAUCUGGCUGGAUGACGUGGCCUGCACUGGGGCCGAGGUCCGGCUGGCCGACUGCCCCGCGGCUCCCUGGGGGAGACACAACUGCGCCCACAAUGAGGACGUGGGGGUCACCUGCACAGGCGGCACCGGGCCCAACUCAGGCCCAGACCCCUUCAGCUGGAGCUGGACCCCAGAGCCACGUGGGGAUGCAGCGGGCUGGCCCGCCGGGAAUCCUGGGGAGACGGCCACCCAGAGGGCGGCCAGCACCCCCGGAACAACAGCGGCCAGGCCGCCGGGGAAGCCUCCUCCUCACUCCAAAAAGUGGCCUUCGAAGAGACCACGGAAGCCCACCACGCGGCCACCUGGCCAGACAACCACCAAGGCCCUGAGGAGGCAGACAACUCGGGCCCCCCAAAGCCAGACCUCCCCCAAACCGACCACGCGGGCCCCCCAAAGCCAGACCUCCCCCAAACCAACCAUGCGGGCCCCCCAAAGCCAGACCUCCCGGGCCUCCCCCAAACUGACCACACAGGCUCCCCCCCGUCAGACCUCCCGGGACACAGCACUGCUGACCAGUCCCUCCUCGGCGCCCUCUUCGGCUCACCCCGAGCUGGCCGCUGAGCCGGCACAAAGACGCCCUUCCCGGGUCACCCCGAGCCCGCAGGCCUCUCGAGGAACCACCCAAACGGACGGGGACCCGCGUCUCCCCGACGCUUCUUCCACCCGCGGGGCCGCCACAACGCCCGCCGGCACGGCCGCAGACUCGUCGUCCCCCCGGAUGUGGCCGGGCUCGGGUGAGCCAGGCGUCUUCCGGCUGCGCCUGUCAGACGGGCCGGAUCGGUGUGCCGGGCGGCUGGAGGUGCGGCGCGGCGGCGUGUGGGGGACGGUGUGCGACGACGGCUGGGAUCCCCGGGACGCCGCCGUGGCCUGCAGGGAGCUGGGCUGCGGCGGGCUCCGGCCCCGGGUGGGCAAAACCUACUACGGCUCCGGGACGGGCCCCAUCUGGUUAGACGACGUGGGCUGCGCCGGCAUCGAGGCCUCCCUGGCGGCCUGCCCGGCCUCCCCCUGGGGCGUCCACAACUGCGACCACCAGGAGGACGUGGGGCUCACCUGUACAGGAGACACGGAGGAGAGCGGGGAGCUCCCCUGGGCCUGGGACACCAGUUCUCGGGGGGACGCGGCCCCCAGGGGCCCCGAGGAUCCAGAUUUCCGCAGUGCGUCGUGGCCCGUCGAGCCUACAGAGGCCCCCUCGGAGACCCCCGGGCCAGAUCUCCAGCUGGCCACUGAUGGCAGCCCAAGGCUGGCCUCUGCCCCCGGCCCAGGAAUGAACAUUGUCCCCAGCCCAGGACUGACCUCUGCCCCCGGCCCAGGACUGACCUCUGCCCCCGGCCCAGGACUGACCUCUGCCCCCGGCCCAAGACUGGCCUCUGCCCCUGGCCCAGGAAUGAACAUUGUCCCCAGCCCAGGACUGACCUCUGCCCCUGGCCCAAGACUGGCCUUUGCCCCCGGCCCAGGAAUGAACAUUGUCCCCAGCCCAGGACUGACCUCUGUCCCCAGCCCAGGACUGACCUCUGCCCCCGGCCCAGGACUGGCCUCUGCCCCCGGCCCAGGACUGACCUCUGCCCCCAGCCCAGGAAUGACCACUACCCCUGGCCCAAGACUGGCCUCUGCCCCCGGCCCAGGGAUGACCCCUUCCCCCGGCCCAGGGAUGACCCCUACCCCUGGCCCAAGACUGGCCUCUGCCCCUGGCCCAGGGAUGACCCCUUCCCCUGGCCCAGGGAUGACCACUGCAUCUAGCAUACAGCUGACCUCUGGUAUCAAACUAUCUCUGACCACUGACCCCAGUCCGCAGCUGACCCCUGGCUCAGACAAAAAGCCAACUUCUCUUCUCAGCCCACAACUGACCACUGACCCUAGCCAACUACUGACCCGCGACUCUAACCCAUGGCUGACCUCCGAUCUUAGCCAAAAACCAACUUCAGCGGUUGCCUUGGAGCUGACCUCUGACCCCAGCCCAUGGCUGACCCCAGAUUCUACCCCUCAGCUGACCCCCAACCCCAAAGGAGAGCUCACCCCCUCCUCCGCCCCACGGCCAGCGCCUGACGGUGCCCUGCGGUUGACCACCGACACCACCCAACCACUGACCACCGAGUCCUUUUCACAGUUGACCCCUAACGCGGCCCUAGGCCUGACCUCUGACCCUAGCCCACCGUUAACUCGUCCCGCCCUCCUCCGACUCACCCCUGAACCCGAACCUGCCUCCGGGCCUGCCCCGGCUGAGCCGCCGGUGCCGGAGGCUUCUCCACGCCCCCCGCAGACCGCGGCCCCCCCUGCGGCCCCCGCCUGGCCCCUCACUUCAGAAUUGGUCCCAGAGCUCCGUCCAACCUCCCAGAGUGCCAGAGUGCCCUCUGCGGGCCCAGCGAUGCCCUCGCAGCACACA
Molecule: messenger RNA, 3771 nt
Organism: Gracilinanus agilis (Agile Gracile Mouse Opossum)
Lineage: Eukaryota; Metazoa; Chordata; Mammalia; Didelphimorphia; Didelphidae
Product: soluble scavenger receptor cysteine-rich domain-containing protein SSC5D-like
Exons: 9
Cellular component (GO): membrane
Source: RefSeq, a predicted model, not a curated record